AUGGAGAACACAUACAGAGAAAGAACUUCUCUUGCCCGUGGCGCUCGUGAUAUCGCCAAAGAAGCCAGACGGCAUGCAGUCAAAAAAGUCAACAAAGCCAUAGACCGUGCAUCAGACGAGUACUCAGGCCGCACGUAUCACCGUUUUGAAAACGAUGAUGAAGAUGAGGGUGGAGACGAUGACCUCUACUACUACCGGGAUGGUCAGGCGCAGCAACACGACGAUGAUGAAGGAUCUAGUGAUGCCACCGAAGGCCAUGACGAUGAAGAUGAGAUCUACGAGGGCGAGUACCAGGGCGUGCCUGGUGCCGGGGACGGACAGGUGGCACUGGGGCGGCCGGUAUCAGAUGGCACGAAGGACAGGAAAGAGCUGGAGAAAGAGCGAGAAGCAGAGGAGGAGGAGCUAGCACAGCAGUACGAGCUGAUCAUCCAGGAGUGUGGGCAUGGGCGCUUCCAGUGGCAGCUCUUCUUCGUGCUAGGGUUGGCGCUCAUGUCUGACGGCGUGGAGGUUUUCGUUGUUGGGUUCGUGUUGCCGAGCGCAGAGACGGACAUGUGCGUGCCCAACUCUGGAGCAGGGUGGCUGGGUAGUAUUGUGUACCUGGGGAUGAUGGUGGGAGCAUUUUUCUGGGGCGGUUUGUCGGAUAAAGUGGGCCGGAGGCAAUGUUUGCUGGUGUGUAUGUCCGUGAACGGUUUCUUCGCCUUCCUGUCCUCGUUUGUGCAAGGCUACAGCACGUUCCUCUUCUGCAGGAUGUUCUCAGGAUUUGGGAUUGGCGGGGCCGUACCCAUCGUAUUCUCGUACUUCGCCGAGUUUCUGGCGAGAGAGAAGCGCGGCGAGCACCUGAGCUGGCUCUGCAUGUUCUGGAUGAUAGGUGGGAUCUACGCUUCAGCCAUGGCCUGGGCCAUCAUCCCGCACUACGGCUGGAGUUUCAGCAUGGGCUCAGCAUAUCAGUUCCACAGCUGGAGAGUAUUCGUGGUUGUCUGCGCACUACCGUGUGUCUGCGCAGUCGUCUCUCUUACCUUCAUGCCAGAAAGUCCACGCUACUUCCUGGAGACAGGAAAACAUGAUGAGGCGUGGAUGGUGCUGAAACAGAUCCACGACACUAACAUGCGUGCACGAGGAGAGCCAGAGAAAGUUUUUACUGUGAACCGUAUAAAGAUCCCUAAGCAGUUGGACGAGUUUGUGGAGAUGCAGUCCGAAUCGGCAAACCCUGCAGCUAAAGUUCUCUUCCGAAUCCGGAGUGAACUCCGCGGAAUUUGGCUAACGUUCCUAAAGUGCUGGGAUUACCCUGUGAAAGACAACACGGUGAAGCUGGCUAUAGUGUGGUUCUCUCUCUCUUUUGGGUACUACGGUCUUUCGGUGUGGUUUCCCGAUGUCAUAAAGCACCUUCAAGCGGACGAGUACGCAGCGAGAGUGAACAUCCACAACAACGAGCGCAUCGAAGAUUUCACCUUCAACUUUACACUGGAGAACCAGGUGCACGUCAAUGGGUCCUUCAUCAAUGACAGGUUCAUCGGUAUGAAGUUUAAAUCGGUCACCUUUAAAGAUUCCAUCUUCCAGAACUGCUACUUCGAGGACGUCACUUCAAUUGGGACGUUCUUCAAGAACUGCACCAUCCUGGACACGUUCUUCUACAAUACAGAUAUCGACGACUCAAAAUUUAUCGGCUCGUCGGUGAUCAACAGCACAUUUGCACACAAUAAGACGGGCUGCCAGGUCACAUUCGAUGACGACUACAGUGCCUACUGGGUCUACUUUAUUAACUUCCUCGGGACUCUGGCUGUGUUGCCGGGCAACAUAGUCUCCGCCCUCCUGAUGGACAAAGUCGGGCGGUUGAGCAUGCUGGGAGGCUCGAUGGUUCUGUCUGGUAUUAGUUGUUUCUUCUUGUGGUUCGGCACCAGCGAGUCGAUGAUGAUCGCCAUGCUCUGCCUCUAUAACGGACUCAGCAUAUCCGCCUGGAACUCUCUGGAUGUAGUCACAACCGAGCUGUAUCCCACAGACAGGAGGGGUACUGGAUUCGGGUUCUGUAACGCCAUGUGUAAGCUAGCAGCCGUGUUGGGGAACCUGAUCUUCGGCUCAUUGGUGGGCAUCACUAAAGCCAUUCCCAUCCUCCUGGCUUCAGGCGUCCUGGUGGUUGGCGGCCUCGUGGGACUCCGACUCCCAGACACGCGUGCCAACGUCCUCAUGUGA
Neoarius graeffei (lesser salmon catfish) is the source of this 2187-nucleotide messenger RNA. Its product is annotated as synaptic vesicle glycoprotein 2C. Gene Ontology annotation, biological process: chemical synaptic transmission; transmembrane transport. Gene Ontology annotation, cellular component: membrane. The transcript has 12 exons. The record is from RefSeq and is a predicted model, not a curated record. Lineage: Eukaryota; Metazoa; Chordata; Actinopteri; Siluriformes; Ariidae. Gene Ontology annotation, molecular function: transmembrane transporter activity. The coding region runs from base 1 to 2187 and encodes 728 amino acids.